AUGGCGGGGGCCCCAGCGGGCGGCAGAGGCGGAGGUGCCUGGGGGCCAGGGCGAGGAGGGGCCGGGGGGCUCCGGCGGGGCUGUUCUCCCCCAGCUCCCGCCGGCUCCCCCCGGGCUGGGCUGCAGCCACUCAGGGCCACGGUCCCCUUCCAGCUGCAACAGCCGCACCAGCGCCGGGACGGGGGUGGCCGCGCAGCCAGCGUCCCGUGUUCGGUGGCCCCAGACAAGUCAGUGUGUAGGCCUCAGCCACCUCAGGUCCGACGUACAUUCUCUCUGGACACCAUCCUCAGCUCCUACCUUCUGGGCCAGUGGCCACGUGAUGCUGAUGGGGCCUUCACCUGCUGUACCAAUGACAAAGCCACCCAGACCCCCCUGUCUUGGCAAGAGCUGGAAGGCGAGCAAGCCAGCUCCUGUACUCACAAGCGCUCGGCAUCCUGGGGCAGCACAGACCACCGAAAAGAGAUCACCAAGUUGAAGCAACAGCUGCAGAGGACAAAACUGAGCCACAGUGGGAAAGAGAAGGAGCGGAGCUCCCCACUCCAAGGGGACCACGCUGUGCGGGGAGCUCUGAGGGCAUCCCCUCCCAGCUUCCCUUCAGGGUCCACUGCCCUGCGACUAAGCCCCUGUCUACACAGAAGCCUGGAAGGGCUCAACCAAGAGCUCGAAGAGGUGUUUGUGAAGGAGCAGGGUGAAGAGGAGUUGCUGAGGAUCCUCGAGGUCCCCGAUGGGCACCGUGCCCCCGCCCCUCCCCAGAGCAGCAGCUGUGAUCAUUCCCUCCAUCCCCUGGAGCCUGGCAACCUGGCCAGCUCUCCCUCCCUGGCCCUGGCAUCCCCCCAGCCACCUGGCCGGGCAAGCCGUGAGGAUCACCGGGGUGCCAUGGAAGAGCUGGCACCCAUCCCCAGCGACAAAGCCUCCUCUCCAGGCCACCCCGCCUUCCUGGAAGAGGGCAGCCCAUCUCCAGUCCUCACCUUUGCUGCCUCCCCUCGGCCGAAUCACAGCUAUGUCUUCAAACGGGAGCCCCCAGAAGGCUGUGAGAGAGUGCGGGUAUUUGAAGAGGCCUCGUCCCCAGGCCCUGACCUGACCUUCCUGACUUCCUGCCCUGACAAGAACAAAGUCCAUUUCAACCCAACCGGCUCAGCCUUCUGCCCUGUCAAUUUGAUGAAGCCUCUCUUCCCCAGCAUGGGCUUCAUCUUCCGUAAUUGCCCCUCAAGCCCGGGGUCUCCCCUUCCUCCGACCAGCCCCAGGCCACCUCCUCGGAAGGAUCCAGAGGCCUCCAAAGCCUCCUCGCUGCCAUUCGAGCCGUGGCAGCGCACCCCACCAUCAGAUGAGCCUGUGCUUUUCCAGAGCUCCCUGGUGGUCUGA
Molecule: messenger RNA, 1362 nt
Organism: Chrysochloris asiatica (Cape golden mole)
Lineage: Eukaryota; Metazoa; Chordata; Mammalia; Afrosoricida; Chrysochloridae
Gene: FAM117A
Product: family with sequence similarity 117, member A
Exons: 8
Coding region: 1-1362 (453 amino acids)
Source: RefSeq, a predicted model, not a curated record